UGCGUGUCAUGGCCGCCCAAGCCGCGCUCCAGUACUCUUCCGCUUGGUCCCAGAAAGUUUCGGUUCUGCCCAGACGUGGACCCACAAGCGCGUGCCACCAUGGAGUCUGACCUUUGCUGACCAGACCCAGGCAGGAGGCGCACAGCCAAGACAGGCAGCCUGCAGCCAUCGCCAUGGCUUCCAGCAGCUCGGAGAGCCAGCUCCAGAGAAUCAUCCGAGAUCUGCAGGAUGCUGUGACAGAACUAAGCAAAGAAUUUAAGGAAGCAGGAGAACCUAUCACAGAUGACAGCACCAGCUUGCAUAAGUUUUCCUAUAAACUUGAGUAUCUCCUUCAAUUCGAUCAGAAAGAGAAGGCCACCCUCCUGGGCAACAAGAAGGACUACUGGGAUUACUUCUGUGCCUGCCUGGCCAAGGUGAAAGGAGCCAAUGACGGGAUCCGGUUCGUCAAGUCUAUUUCGGAGCUCCGAACAUCUCUGGGAAAAGGAAGAGCAUUUAUUCGCUACUCCUUGGUGCACCAGAGGUUGGCGGACACCCUACAGCAGUGCUUCAUGAACACCAGAGUGACCAGUGACUGGUACUAUGCAAGAAGCCCCUUUCUGAAGCCAAAGCUGAGCUCUGACAUCGUGGGCCAACUCUAUGAGCUGACUGACGUUCAGUUUGACCUGGCAUCGAGGGGCUACGACUUGGAUGCUGCCUGGCCGACAUUUGCCAGGAGGACACUGGGCACCGGCUCUUCUGCUUACAUGUGGAAACCCCCCAGCCGGAGCUCCAGCAUGAGCAGUUUGGUGAGCAGCUACCUGCAGAAUCAGGAGAUGGCCUCCAGCUUUGACCUGAACAGCACCUUAAACAACGAAGCACAGGAGGGCUUUGACGAGAUGCGGCUGGAGCUGGACCAGUUGGAGGUGCGGGAGAAGCAGCUGCAGGAGCAGAUGCAGCAGCUGGACAGAGAGAACCAGGAGCUGAAGGCAGCUGUCAGUUUGCAGGGAGAGCAGCUGCAGAUGGAGAGGGAGAGGAGUCGUGCUGCAGCUGAGGAUAAUGCUCGCCUCACUUGCCUGAUGGCUGAGCUCCAGAAGCAGUGGGAGCUCACCCAGGCCACACAGGACACCGUGAAGGAGCUGAAGAAGUGCCUGCAGGCCCUGGAGCUGGGUGCAGCAGAGAAGGAUGAGGAUUACCACUCAGCCCUGCGGCGGCUGGAGUCCAUGCUGCAGCCCCUGUCACAGGAGCUCGAGGCCACACAGGACUCUCUGGGCAGGAAGAAUCAGCAUUUAGCUAAUGUCGCAGACCAGCUGUUCAUGGCUGAGCAGAAGGCAGAAACGGCACUAGACACAAAGGGACAGCAAGAGUGCAUCCCCAGUGACUCAGCCCUAGAGAUCCAGGAGCUAGGCGAGAAGCUUCAAGCCCUAGAAGGGGAGAAUACCAAGGUCCAGGAGCUCAGUAGGCAGCAAAGUGCGCAGCUGGAGCAGCUGGCCAAGGAGCUGCAGCUGAAGGAGGAGGCCCGGGCCAGCCUGGAGCGCCUGGUACAGGAGAUGGCCCCACUCCAAGAAGAGCUGUCUGGGAAGGGGCAAGAGGCAGCCCAGCUCCGGCGACAGCUACAGGAGGUGCUGGCCCACUUGAGCUCCCUGGAGGAAGAGCUAGCGGAGGUGAGGCGGGAGGCACAGCGGCGGUGGGAGGAGAAGGAGCAGCUGGAGCAGGAGGCCAGGUCCCUGACACAGCAGCUGCGACUCCUGGAGACCCAGCUGGCACAGGUGAGCCAGCACGUGAGUGACCUGGAGGAGCAGAAGAAGCAGCUCAUCCAGGACAAAGACCACCUCAGCCAGAAAGUGGGGAUGCUGGAGCAGCUUGCUGGGCAGCUGGGCCCAGAUCUGCCCAUGGCGAAUGGAAAGAGUGAAGCUCUGGCCCCCCUCAACUCCACCCUGCAACAGGCCUUGGAUAAGCCAGAAGAGGAGCAAAGGAAUCUGCAGGAGGGACAGAUGGACAAUACCAAGAUGCUAGGGGGCAGCCAGCAGGAGAAGCUCCAGCAGGCCAACAGGGAGCUGGAGAAGGAGCUGCAGAAUGUGGUUGGGCGCAACCAGCUCCUGGAGGACAAGCUUCAGGCCCUGCAGGCUGAUUACCAAGCCCUGCAGCAGCGGGAGGCAGCCAUCCAGGGCUCCCUGGCCUCCCUGGAGUCAGAGCAGGCCAGCAUCCGGCGCUUAGGUGACCAGAUGGAGGCAAGCCUCCUGGCUGUGAGGAAGGCCAAGGAGACCAUGAGGGCCCACGUGGCAGAGAAGGAGGCUGCCCUGCAGAGCAAGGAGGCUGAGUGCCAGCAACUGCAGGAGGAGGUGGAGCAGUGCAGGCAGCUGGCAGAGGCCCGGGAAGGGGAGCUCAGAGCUCUUGAGAGCCGGUGCCUCCAGCAGACCCAGCUGAUCGAGACCCUCACAGCAGAAAAUGGCCCACAGGGGCUCGGCCCACCUCAAGACAAUGCACCCCAUGAGCUGGCAGCCCAGCUGGCCCUGUCUCAGGCACAGCUGGAAGUCCAUCAGGGGGAGGCUCAGCGGCUGCAGGCUAGGGUGGUGGACCUCCAGGCCAAGCUCCAGGCAGCCCUGGAUGACCAGGAGAAGGUACAGAGCCAGCUGAGCGUGGCUGAGGCAGCUCUGAGGGAGCACAAAGCCCUCGUGCAGCAACUGAAGGAGCAGAACGAAGCCCUCAACAGGGCCCACGUCCAGGAGCUCCUGCAGUGCUCGGAGCGCGAAGAGGUGCUGCAGGCGGAGAGGGCUGAUGAGGCCCAGCAGAGGGAGGAUGAGCUCAAGGCCCUGCGGGAGGAGCUGUCCCAGGCGAAAUGCAGUUCGCAGGAAGCCCAGCUGGAACAUGCUGAGCUGCAGGAGCAGCUGCACCGGGCCAACACAGACACAGCCGAGCUCGGCAUCCAGGUCUGCGCACUGACUGCGGAGAAAAAGCGGGUAGAGGAGGCACUGGCCUGCACAGUCCAGGAGCUCCAGGAUGCCAAAGAGGUGGCCUCAAGGGAGCGAGAAGGCCUGGAACACCAAGUGGCAGGGCUGCAGCGAGAGAAGGAGAACUUGCAGGAGAAGCUGAAGGUGGCUGAGGAGACAGCCAGGUCACUGCCUAGCCUGCAGGCCCAGCUGGCCCAGGCUGAGCGGCGGGCCCAGAGCCUCCAGGAGACUGCACACCAGGACCUUGACACCCUCAAGUUCCAACUGAGCGCCGAGAUGGUGGACUGCCAGAGCAGACUUAAGGCUGCCAGUGAAGAGUGUAGGAGCCUCAGGGGCCAGCUUGAGGAGCGAGGCCGGCAGCUGCAGGCCGCCGAGGAGGCUGUGAGGAAGCUGAAGGCCGUCCAGGCAGAUAUGGGAGAGAAGCUGAGCUGCACCAGCAAUCACCUUUCAGAGUGCCAGGCCACCUUGAAGAAGAAGGACGAGGAGGGGGCUGCCCUGCGUGAAAACUUGGACAGGACCCAGAAGGAACUUCAAAAAGCCACGACAAAAAUCCAAGAGUAUUACAACAAACUGUGCCAGGAGGUGACAAACCGGGAGAAGAAUGAUCAGAAGAUGCUCGCUGACCUGGAUGACCUGAAUAGAACCAAAAAGUACCUGGAGGAGCGGCUGAUAGAGCUGCUCAGGGACAAGGAUGCUCUCUGGCAGAAAUCAGAUGCCCUGGAAUUCCAACAGAAGCUCAGUGCUGAGGAGAGGGGGCUCGGGGACACGGAGGCGAACUACUGCCUUGACUGCAAGCGGGAGUUCAGCUGGAUGGUGCGGCGGCACCACUGCAGGAUAUGUGGCCGCGUCUUCUGUUACUACUGCUGCAACAACUAUGUCCUCACCAAGCACAACGGCAAGAAGGAGCGCUGCUGCCGAGCCUGCUUCCGGAAGCUCAGCGAGGGCCCCGGCUCCCCUGACAGCACCAGCUCGGGCACCAGCCAGGGAGAGCCCAGCCCCGCACCAUCACCAGCCCACGCUGGGCCCCAGGCCACCGGAGGCCAAGGUGCAAACACAGACUGCAGGCCGCCAGACGACGCCGUGUUUGACAUCAUCACAGAUGAGGAGUUGUGCCAGAUACAGGAGUCCGGCUCCUCCUUGCCUGAAACACCCACUGAAACUGAUUCUCUUGACCCAAACGUGGCCGAACAGGACACCACGUCCAACUCGCUCACCCCUGAGGACCCCGGAGACCUGUCGGUGGGGCAGGACGCUGAAAUCUGCUUGCUGAAGGCCGGAGAACUGAUGGUAAAGUUACCCCUCACAGUGGAAGAGAUCACCAGCUUCGGGGAGGGCAACAGGGAGCUGUUUGUGAGGUCCAGCACCUACAGUCUCAUCCCUAUCACCGUGGCCGAGGCAGGCCUCACCAUCAGCUGGGUCUUCUCCUCGGACCCCAAGAGUAUCUCCUUCAGCGUGGUCUUCCGGGAGUCAGAGGACACACCCCUGGAUCAGUGUAAGGUCCUCAUUCCUACAACCCGAUGCAAUUCCCACAGGGAGAACAUCCAGGGCCAGCUCAAGGUCCGCACCCCCGGCAUCUACAUGCUCAUCUUCGACAACACCUUUUCCAGGUUUGUCUCCAAGAAAGUAUUUUAUCACCUGACAGUUGACCGGCCUGUGAUCUACGACGGAAGUGAUUUCCCAUAGCCUCAAGCACCUGGAUUUUAAUAGUUUCACUUUAUCCACAGGAAACACUACUCUUCCUCACCUGUCACAUAAAGCACUAAAAAAAAAGCAGCUGCUCUGAAGCGGAUCCACUGUGCAAUCUGAGGGACAGGCCCUCGGGCUGCUCCUCAGAGUGGCGUUGUCCCCAGCACUGUGUCCCCAGCACUAUGCACCAUCACUCUUAGCCCCCGUGGCUUUUAAGGGCUCAAGCAAUGUUUCCAUUGAUUAGGGACCCACUGUCCUCACACCCAAAGGGACCCUCUGCCAAAAAUUUAGCAACUCAGGAGACCAUCGGCCUCUCCUUGGGGCACGGUUGGUUACAGGCCUCCUGUGGAGAGUUUCACAGGCCAGAGGUGAUCCUGACUUCUGCCCCUGGAGAGAGAUGCCCCACUGUGUCCAGCGCAGGGCCAGGCAUCCUGGAUGACCAUGAGCUGGGAUGCCCUGGCCAGACCCUGUGAGACCCGCAGGUCCUCCCGAAAAAGGAGACCACAGGGCCAUCAUGAGCGUCAGGGCGCCCUGGGGGCCCUCCUGAGAUCCCAACCAGCCUCUUCCUGUCAUGCUCCUGUCCCUUCCUGCCCCAGGAGUUUGGGGCUAUUCCAGAACUCAGCAAUUCCAGAGGGACCUCUAACUGCACUUUCCUCCCAGCCCUUCUCUCUGGGCAAUUCUUGAGCAAAGCCUUUCACCCAGGCCUCUCAACAGCUCAAAACAUCACCCUAAGAGUCAGAACUGAAGAUUAUCCAGGAAACAGAGCCCACCGUACUGAGGGCCUACAGAGGCCGUCUAUAUACAGGUGGCUGAGCCCAGUGCUGGCUGACGUUGAUGCCAUGACCAAAGAGCAGGCUUGUGCAUUGGCCUUUCGGGCUCACUCCCCAGCUAAUGGCCUGUCUUGGUUGAUAUAAAUAAGAGCUUCUGCCUCACCUGCAGAUAUGUUUACCGAUGGUCAUAAUCAAGAUAAGAACCACUUUCAAAAUUUAGGACGCUCUUAACAAAAGUCUUUGGUAACUCAAGUGUGAAUAGGCUUAAGUCAUGAAUCUGCUCUUUGUUUGCUUCUUGGUCCGCACUCCCACCUGUCAGAUUCCCCAGCACCCCAUUUGCCCACUCCCUGCUGCUCAGCCUGCACCUGACAGCCAGGAGCCCUCUCCCCUUGGGCAGAUGAAUCCUGUUUCCUUUUCCCGGACAAGAAGGAAAUAAUCUUCCUGUUCUCUGUGGCACUUUUCUUCUCCCACUAGAGAGAGCUCACCUUUGAUGGCCUCUUUGUGCCUUGUUCACAGAGGCCAGCCACCUGCAGUCAGGGCCCGGGUACCUCCACAGGUAGGCAGAGCAGCUGACGAAGCAGCCCACUUUGACCAGGGAUAAGGGGGAGCACUGGGCCCCGCCAGUCCUCCAGCUAGCCUGGGACCUAGUCAUACCACCUCAGGGCUUCCUUCUGUCAUCCACAGGCCUGAUCUGACUGGUUUUGAGAGCUUGAAAAUGGGUCAGGAACCCCAAGCCAAGUUCAGCACAGACCCCACACCCACCAUGUGCCAGCAGAGGACUCUCGUGGGGCAGAGGCAAGAGGAAGUGACUUCUGCAGUGACUCAGACCUUUCAUAUAAAUAGGAGACUUGGGCGCUUCCUUUCAGUUUAGGCGGGGUGUGGGGAAUUGUGAACAGAACCUUCCAGAGAAGUCAGCCUGGAGAAAACUAGACCUCUUGUGCUCUCUUUCCUUGGAGCAGCCUCCUCUGGCAGAAAGCCAUCAGGGUCUCUAGCAUCUCCUACUGGCCGAGGCCACGACAGUGCUCAACUCCAGAACAGAAAAUGUACAGGCCUGCAGAGACUCUUCCUAGCUUCAUGCUUGUCCUCACAGGUGUGCCACACAGCCUAAGGAUUGUUCCACCAGAGCAAAUUAUCCUGACCUUGAGUCCACCAACCCCCUUGGAAAGAAUAAUCAGAAGUGGCUAGUUCACCCCAUGAAAGAAACUAACAAUUAAGAGAACCCCAAGCAGUCUGGAGUCACGUUUUGAGUGCUUAGCUUUCCCACGAGACUGUGGAGACUCGGCCACACUGUCCUCUGCAGCCAGAACCAACAUUUAGUGAGUAGCCAGUGUGCUUCCUACGGAAGGCCUGAGACGUUCCAUCUGAGACCCAUUCUGUACCUCUGUCACUCAGCCCUGCAGGAGGCCAUCUGCAGCUUAAAAACCACGAAGCCAACCCAGAACCACUCCUCCGGGAGAGCAGGGGCCCCUUGUGGUGUGCACCCCCUCGAACGUUCACUGCAGUUGUGCAGAAAGGCCUUUGCUGUGUUCAGAGGACGCCCAGUCCCCCAGUGGUCGUAUUCUGACUCCGCACCUUAUUUAUUGUUUGUGCUGGAUGGACUCUUGUCCUUUGUGAGUUUGCUGUGCACUAUGCAGCUAGAGAACAUCUUUGCCUAUUUAAGUGUGGCUUGUAUAAAUAGCUUUAUUCUUAUUUUAAACAGGUUCCCAACUUUACUGAGGUUUUGGGGUUGGGGUACUUUAAAAAAAUGCAAAUGACAAUGAAGAACAACUAUUGAAGGUGGUAGCCCCAGCCAGUGUCUACUAGAAAUUACACUAGAAAUCAACAAGAAGGAAACAUCUUGAGGAUCUCAGAUCACUAUUUAAAAAAAACAAAAAACCAGCAGCCCCUUCAUCGCCCAGCUCUCUGAAUAAUAGUCACUUACUUUUUAGUAUUGAUACCAACUGCCUUGUCUACUUCUGCCUCAGAAGCUACCAAUCAGCCUCACUCACCCGAGAAGAUGGCGUUUGUCAGGCACUCUCGUCCACAGGAAGCAAGGGUGUUGGAGACCUAGUGUGGCCUCCGCAGAGCCCUCCUGGCUGGAGCCCGCUGGACUCCAGGUUGACUGGACCGAGAGCAGGCAGAGAAAUUCUCAAGCAGCAAUCUGGAACUGAAAAAUCCCACAGGGUUUGGAAAGUAGAAAUGAAACACCACAUAAUAGAACUCUAAAGGGGAUGGUUUUUCUGAAAUUUUUCAGUUGUCACCCACCUAAGGUGGUGAAGCCAUUCCGGACUCACAUGAGAGGAAAUCCCCCAUUUGAGAAUGAAAUCUCCAAGUCUGUGUUUUAUGAUACUGGUUAGGUGUCCACUGAUACAAUUUUAUACGCAUUUCAUAUUUAAAAGUCCCCCUUGGUACUUCUGCAUGUGAGGAUCCCAUCCUUGGCUCAGAGGUGUUGAGAAUUAAAGCAGAGACUCCGUGUGUGAUGCUUGAAACCGAGGGUCCCCCUGCACAGAGACCGCUGAGUCAGCCGUUCACGUUCACAAAACACUUACCCAACAGACACUUGUUAGUGGAACCUUGGGUAAAGUUUUUCUCAUUUCAUUGUGAUUCUUCCAAGAAAACAGGAAAGACUGAAUAAUGCCUUUUCCCUCUUAAGCACUUUUUAAAAAUAAUAAAGUAUAUCUUUAAAUUUGGGGAGGCAUCUCUGAUAAAAAGACAUCCUUAGAACCUUAUGACAAGUGUUAUCCAGAGACACUGCUGCCUCUGGUGGCUGCAGGACAGCACCCAGGCUUCAGCUGGACGGCUUCCAACCCGAAUUGCACUUUAAUUGACUAAUCCUCAAUUCUCUUGGCCUUAUGGGGUAAUGGGUCUGGGAACCCAUUUCAUUCUUAUCUACCAAAGAAUUACCCAGAAGCACAUUAAAUGCCAACACUCCACCUGCACAGUGGGAGUGAGAAACUUUUGUAUCCCAAAACAUAUUCCUUUAUAGCGUCUGCUGCACCAUUUGGAAAUGUUUUACUUUUAACCUCAAGAUUUAAAUAAAGUAAACACUAUGCCACUGA
This is a messenger RNA of Diceros bicornis minor, 8421 nucleotides long. It is a transcript of the gene FYCO1, whose product is annotated as FYVE and coiled-coil domain autophagy adaptor 1. Gene Ontology annotation, cellular component: autophagosome; lysosome; late endosome. The record is from RefSeq and is a predicted model, not a curated record. Bases 174 to 4610 code for a protein of 1478 amino acids. Gene Ontology annotation, biological process: positive regulation of autophagosome maturation; plus-end-directed vesicle transport along microtubule. Gene Ontology annotation, molecular function: metal ion binding. The transcript has 18 exons. NCBI's taxonomy places the organism in Eukaryota, Metazoa, Chordata, Mammalia, Perissodactyla, Rhinocerotidae.